Molecule: messenger RNA, 728 nt
Organism: Erinaceus europaeus (western European hedgehog)
Lineage: Eukaryota; Metazoa; Chordata; Mammalia; Eulipotyphla; Erinaceidae
Gene: MYL11
Product: myosin light chain 11
Exons: 7
Coding region: 126-638 (170 amino acids)
Biological process (GO): skeletal muscle tissue development
Cellular component (GO): cytoplasm
Molecular function (GO): calcium ion binding
Source: RefSeq, a predicted model, not a curated record
UACCCUGGUAUGCUAAGGGCUCUCUGGGGCAGGGCUAUAUAACCCCAGAGGGACCGCCCCAGGCUGACUUUCCGCUCCUGUCUAGCCAGAGCCAUCACCUCAUCUGUCCCCAGGAGACCGGAGCUAUGGCACCCAAGAAGGCCAAGCGCAGGGCAGCUGCAGAGGGCGGAAGCUCCAGUGUCUUCUCCAUGUUUGACCAAACCCAGAUCCAGGAGUUCAAGGAGGCCUUCACAGUGAUUGACCAGAACCGGGAUGGGAUCAUUGACAAGGAAGACUUGCGGGACACCUUCGCCGCCAUGGGCCGCCUCAACGUGAAGAAUGAGGAGCUGGACGCCAUGAUGAAGGAAGCCAGUGGUCCCAUCAACUUCACGGUCUUCCUGACAAUGUUUGGGGAGAAGCUCAAAGGUGCUGACCCUGAGGAUGUCAUCACUGGAGCUUUCAAGGUCCUGGACCCUGAGGGCAAGGGCACCAUCAAGAAGCAGUUCUUAGAGGAGCUGCUGACCACGCAGUGUGACCGCUUCUCCCACGAAGAGAUCAAGAACAUGUGGGCGGCCUUCCCCCCCGACGUGGGCGGCAACGUGGACUACAAGAACAUCUGCUAUGUCAUCACACACGGUGACGCCAAGGACCAGGAGUGAGGGACCCUCUCGGAUGGGCGUCUGGCUACCGACGCCUUUUUAUUCGGCCAUCCCCCGCCCCAACUCCUAAUAAAAUGGAAUUGGUCUUUG